UUUCUCUACUGCCGAUUUCGAAAUGAAUGAGCGAUGUUCCUACGUGAAUUCGUGUAAUCACGGAUUCUUUUUAGCCGCGUGACGCACAGGUUUCCAGUCGUACAGCACAAGCCAAAUUACAGGGCACACCGAUAUCUCACUCUAUGAACAUUCUAGAACUUCCAGUUCUUUUUUUAUCACUCUAUUAAAAAAUACAGCUGCUACCAACGGUGUAUUUUAUAUGCUUGCAAACAAUAUACACUGCGCGACACCGUUAGCGACAACUUUGGUGCUUUUGCGCAUUUUACCUCCAUAAAGUACUGGCGGGAAUGAAAAUUUAUCGCUUAGGUUAGUACUCGAACUGAGAACUUUCUACCACUGAUAGUAGUUUUGAUGGCUGUUUUUCGAUUCUUAGAGACAAACAUAAAAAAACGGCACUGUUAGCGCGACACUGUUCGCGCUAACAGUGUCGCGGAGUUUUGCAUUCUAUAGACUCCGCCCUUGUGAACAGUGUUCUCUCGCAGGAAAGCCUUCUCCGUCCAGCGGCGACUUCAGGCUAAAGAGGAGGUCACUCAUAUUGAGCACGGAAUGUCCACACCGAUGUCUUCUUCGGUGGCGACGGAUGACACAGUCUCUGCGAUGGCCAUGACUCCGAUCCGGGUGUCUGGUGGCAACAAGACGGACAUCCUGCUGAAGACUUUGCGAAAAUUCCUCUGGUGUCUCGCCCUGAGCUUGCUGGUUCCGUCGCUGGCGUUCCGGCUGACCAGCGCGUUGCUGUGCUGGGGCAAAGACAGGGACCAGGUGGUCGUGCUUGACAACCUGAUGACCAUGGUGCGUGAGGUCGUCGCUAUCGUUUCCGGAGCCAUCUACUGCUUCAGACCACCACCAGACCUUGAGCGUCCCGAGAGGGACAGCUUGAGCCGUCGUCUUCGUGUUUCUUGCUACCUGGAGCUAGUGGCGUACGCCUUGCUCUAUAUUCCACACUUGUUCCUGACCCUCCUGUGGAACAACAGCGAGGCCAUCCUGACCAUGCUCUUCCUCUGCGUCGACGUGGAGCACCUGGACCAUGGCACCUUGUCCAAGGCCAUCUUCGUCGGAGACUACAUCGGGUUUAUGGCUGCCAACGCCCUCAUCUCCUGGUUGGCUCUGCAAUACGCCCUGGGCCUGGCAGCCCUACGAGUCGAGCUCCUGAGCCAACCACGGUGUUCCCUUACGUCGAUGUUCAGACGUCGGAGGAGGUUGGCCAGACACUUCGCGUUUCCGUUGCUUCUCUGGUGCUGCAACACCGCCGUGGGCUUCACGGUGGCGCUUCGACAGUCCAUGCACUCCAUCAACAUCACCGGACAGCUGUCAGCACUCCUGCUCUACUCAAUCUUCCAGAUCCUCAAGCUCUGCUUCUGA
Ixodes scapularis (black-legged tick) is the source of this 1380-nucleotide messenger RNA. RefSeq lists its product as uncharacterized. Bases 568 to 1380 code for a protein of 270 amino acids. The record is from RefSeq and is a predicted model, not a curated record. Lineage: Eukaryota; Metazoa; Arthropoda; Arachnida; Ixodida; Ixodidae. The transcript has 4 exons.